GACUGCGACUGGGAGUACCCUUCCAAGCACGGCGCGGACGACAACAUUGUCUCAUACUCGAUCACCCCCAGCUUUCUUGCCUUCCUACGCCUCCUGCACCCUAUGCUCCCUGCUACCGCCAGACUCUCCGCCGCAGUCGGCUUGGAGCCGUUCGCGGGCCCGGACGGCGGACCGCUUGCGGGCGUCAGCGCGUUCGCGAAUGUACCCGACUGGGUGCUCGUCAUGCACUCCGACGUGUGUGGCUCG
Punctularia strigosozonata HHB-11173 SS5 is the source of this 246-nucleotide messenger RNA. RefSeq lists its product as uncharacterized. The transcript has a single exon. The record is from RefSeq and is a predicted model, not a curated record. NCBI's taxonomy places the organism in Eukaryota, Fungi, Basidiomycota, Agaricomycetes, Corticiales, Punctulariaceae. The annotation marks the transcript as partial.